UUCAUUCACAACUUUUCUGCCCCUUGUUCAGCACGGACUACAGAGCAUUGGCGUCAAUAUGGUCUAAAAACCCUAUAAAAGAAGAGAAGAGAACAUACUACACUGAAGGAAUAUUAAGAGGGUAUAAGAAUAUCAGGAAGACUUCCUUAAAAUGCCUUCUCCGUCUGCUGUGAUGUUGCCGGAGGAAAACAAGAGAAGUCUAACGGAGCUUUCGGAAAAGGAUAAUGAUGCUUUUUUAACUUCCUGGGAAAUGGCUCUGGAGCAUCUGAGAACAUACAAGGAACAAGAGGAAAUUCUACCAUAUUACAGCGUGCAGCAUCAGAAGGACACAUUGGAACUGAAGUCAGCGAGGAUAGCAAAGUUGCUUGAGCAUUUGCAUGAAACAAAUUCGGACCAAGAUCUAGCAAAACUCCUGACUUCAUCUGGCCUACGAAAAGAAAUAGUGAAUAUUAUUACAUCCCAGUGGUGGCUGGGAGUAGCUCCGAGGGAGAGGCUGGGAGAACUUUUGUACAGAAUUUCCUUCAUUGUCCUAUUUGCCUGUUGGAUCCUGACACCUUGCUGCUGUCACCUGACCCAAAUUCCGGGUAUUAGGCUUACUUGAGUGGUGACUGGUGGGUGUGUGGUUUAUAGGCCCAGCCUACACAAACACUCGGGUUGGGUGUAAAGUUGUUAUCUCUUUUUAUGCCAUUUUCCAAAGUCUGUAUUUAUCAUUUGUUAUGCUUUGUGAAGGUUGUAAUAGAUUGUUUUCUUUGCACAGACUCUGUAACAUUGCUCUAGUAGUGUACAACUCUGUGCAAUAAUAAUAACAAUGAGUUGUGAUGUUUUGUUACUCGUGUCACUUCUUAUGUAUUUAUUUGUUCAAUUUCCUGUAACACACCCUUGAGUGCUGGUCACAACAGGCAGGUAUAAGAUCCUUAGCAUGGAAAUAGUAUCCUCUCUGGAGAACUCUUCCAGCCAUGGCUCACAGAUGGUACAUUCCUCCCUUGUUUACUGAAGGAAAUAACACAAGAGCCCCUUCCUAAAUGCUCGCCGAGUCUAAUCUUCCUCCUGAGAGGAAUUUUGAUGAGCUAUAGUGCAUGCUGUUCUUGCGACAUGCAAAUUAUGUCAACAUUUUUGAUUUUUCAUUACAAUUCAGAAACUAAACCAAAUCUUUUGAUAUCUCGUUGGAGUCUUGAAACACCCAGGAUGCAGUUUGGGGAAGAGUGACCCAGACCAAAGUAGAUUUUUUUGUUUGUUUGAAAGUGAUUGCAUCCAUUUUUUUUCUGUGAUCUAGAAAUAUUCAAGUUUAUUCCAUGAGCAAAUAAACUUAUAAUAUUUUCCCUUUGUAAUAAAGAGUUCAACUUAA
Penaeus vannamei (Pacific white shrimp) is the source of this 1345-nucleotide messenger RNA. The record is from RefSeq and is a predicted model, not a curated record. NCBI's taxonomy places the organism in Eukaryota, Metazoa, Arthropoda, Malacostraca, Decapoda, Penaeidae.